ACAUUUAAAUACAUCAAAUUUGCUUCUCCUGGGGGUUCUUAAAACCUACAAUAAAACUGUCUAUAAAAGAUUAAAGCACAAAAUUAGCACACUGUAUUAAACAUGAAUGAAUAAAAUAAAUAAACCCUAAAAUUGUAAAAAAAAAAAAAUGUCUGUACAGAUAAAAUUAUUUUUAAAAAAGUAAAAUAAUUCAUAAAUUAAAUAAAAAUAAUGAAAUUUAAAAAAUGGAAUAAAACUUUAAAAUUAAAAUAUUUUAAACUAAUACAUUAAAUAAUCUAAAAUCAUUAGAAUUUAAUGAAAUUAAACAAAUACUAUGUUAAAAUGUAUAAAAAUAAAUAAUAAAUAAAUCAAUAACAAGAAUAAGUUAAAUUAAUUAAAUGAGAAUAAAAUGAAAUAUAAGAUAAGAAUAAAUAAACCAAAAUAGUUUUUUAAAAUUAUAAUACAUUACACUAAUUAAGUACAAUGGCUAAAAUUAGUAAAAUUUGAAUAAAUACAAUUGAACUAAAUUAAACCAGCGAAUCAUAUUAAAAUUAAUUUCAGUUAUUAACUUAUUAAGAUGAGAAUAAUUUGAAUUGAUCAAAUAAAAUAAAUUAAAACUUGCAAAUUUUUAAAUAAUCAAUUAAUUCAAAGUCCAAUUUAAUGAUUACAACCAAUAAAUUAGAAUUAAUCAAAUUAGAAUAAAUAAAAACAUUUAAUUGACCUUGGACAUCCAACAGUUGCAGCUUACAUUCCUGUCACCAUCUUAACCUUUUUUUUUUUAUUAAAAACACAAUUCUUUAAACUAAUUUUACAACUGGUUCUCCAAGUAGUGAGUUUAUACUCUAUAAUAUAAUAUAAAAGUAUCUUACCCUAUAAAACUGGUCUUGUUCGUUGUGUUUGGUCACGUGAUCCUUGUUGCUAUGACACUCUGGAGCCAUGCACCUGCUCUGUGUGGAUCAAUUAAUAAUUCAAACACCUGCCUCUUUGAACACAGCAGGUUCAACACAGUAAAACAGAAGCGCUCACUGUCUUUCAAACACCAGAGUUAUCCUGUUAGAUAUGUCCUCUUUUCUGGACCACGGGCUGAUCAGGACAGCAGCAGUGGAGCAGGUGGUCGCUCCCAUUGCAAGUCACCUGUGCUACCUGGUGCUGCUGUGCGACAGUGUCGAGGAACCGGAACAGUUCAGCCAGCUGGAGGAGGCGGCUCGGGCUGUGGCUAAAGCGACAGAGAGCAUGGCAGCAGUCAUCUCCAGGUAGAAGAACCAAAAACCUUCAUGCACAAGCGUUAAAAAUCUGUUAUGAAUGUGUGACAGCACUGCAAACAUGACAUGCAUACUCCACUCUGCACUUCCAGGCAUAUAGGCGAGACAGAGGAUGAAGUCCUACACAUGGAGAUGUCGUCCUUGUUGGAGUCUGUCACUGUGUCGGGUCAGCAUGUGCUGCUGGCUGCACAGAAACUCAGCAUCCAGCCCAGUUUAACCGAGCACAGAGAGGAGCUCAUCACUGCCACGCAAAACGUCUUCCUCGGAGUUGUCAAAGUAAUGUCUUAUUUUCUUCUUCUAUGGUUACACAGCUGGCAGCAGGUUUUCACUUAACAUACAGUCCAACUUAAGAUGAUAGACUUGUAAAAAUAAACAGAGAGGUUGAUUUAAAGCACUGACAGGUUCAGAUACAUCCAUCUCCCUCAGCUGCUUCUCCUUUCCUUAAAUGGUAAUAUAACCUAUCACCACUCCAAGCUCAACCUCUGCCUGACUUCAAUUUUACAACAGAAAUAUCUCAGCAAGUCAUCCGAGAUAACCGUCCUAAAUAACUGCUACUAGAUCUCAACGUCUUUAUUUACUGGUUUGCUACUGACUUGUGUCUUAUCUGAGCUGUCAGGGCAGUGAUUCAUGACAGGGGAUGAAAAUAGCUGUUGCUUAUAAACUGAAAAAGGAGCACAGAAGUCGACUUUGUCAAAAUGUAAUAAAUCUCUUCACUGGGAGGCUCUAACAUCACAUGGUGCGGAUCAAAUUCUUCUUCUUUUCUCUUCAGUCAUGGGAAGCUCUCCUGAAAUCUGCACUCCGGGGUAUCGCGAUGCUGAAAUUGUGAUUUGUGUGAUUUUAACAUUAUCUGAAAACAAUAGAUCUGACAGGCUGAGCAGGUCGUAACCUCGGGGCUUACUUUCCAGUUAUUGUUAAGGUUCAGGCAGAGAUUGCAAAAUGAUGAGCUCUCUGUUUUUAUCCAAUCAGGAUGAAGUGCAAGUCACUCAAAGACAAUACCUGUGUGCCCCCCUGUGAGGACCCUUCUCAGAGAAUCAUGUUCUUUCACUAAUCUAGUUUUGAGUUGGACAUUAAGUUUAAUCUGUGGUGUAAACAUACAACACAAAACCUUUCACAAUGUCUGUACCAAAGGCAGUGAAGGUUAUUGCAGAUUAUUGGACUCCUCAGUUUCCACUACUUGUGAUCACCCCAGACCUCAAGGGGCAGCUGAAAAUCAACAUUUUUGAGACAAUGAUGCUGCACUCUUUGACCUCUAUGACCUGAUCCAUCCUCACCUCAGCAAAGAUGCUACACUAACUGCACUAAGUAUUUUCCCCUUAUUUCAAACAACACCAGAUUCACAACCAUUGGCGCUAACAACUCCGCACAAUAGGAGUCAAAUUGUCACCUAGCAUUGCCGAGCUCCUACUCUUUAGUGAUCAUAGCAACUAUUCCACCUCUGGAUCAUCUAGAUAGUCUAUAUCUGUACAGAAAUUGUGUAAAUAUGACUUUGAUAUCACUAUUUUUAUAUUACUCAGAGGUUAAAUUAGUCUGAGGCUGAAUUUAGCUCAGUCUUUGCAAAUACAAGCUUUGCUUUUAUGCACAAAGAGGUAUUUUUAUCCUGUUAUAUGAACUCAUUUUUUAAUUGACUCAACAUAAAACUGUUGAGGUUUUAACUUUUCCAUUUUGCUUACAGCCAGACUCAGCUCCGCCUUUUCACCUGUGUCUAGACUGUUUGAAAGUUAGGUUGAGUCAGCAUUUCCAAAAAUGGCAACUGCAUUCAUUCUGCUUCAUUUUCCAACUCUUGAGACUGCUGCUUAGCCUGAACCAGUCCAAAAACUUUAGUUCCAGUAAUUUCAACCACUGCAAAUAUUAGAAAUGCAAGUGAUUAAACUUUAGGACCUGUCAAAUUAGUUUAAAACUUCAUAUUUUAGCAUGUAUCUAAUGUUUAAAGUCCAGCAGUCGAUUGAUGGACUGAUCAUUUUCAUUCUGGUCUUUAUUGUGUAACCUGAUUUGUGUUUCUGUUUGCAGGUCCUCUUGGUGGAGGACGAUGCUACAGUGAGGAAAGUAGUAUCUGCUGCUGACAGAGUCCUGGAGUCCCUCUCUCAGCUGGGCUCCUCUUCAGACAUCAAGUCUCUGCUCAGGUCUUUCCAGGUGUUCUCAGAGGCUCUGCUUCUCCUCAAUAAUCUCACAGUAGAGAGGGCAAAUUCACUACAAGACCCCAGACAAACCGAACAACUUCUUGAUUCCUUGGAGACCCUGAGGAAGUGCAUCUCCAUGCUGCACACGGCCAUGUGCACAACCAUCAAACACCCCACCAGUGAGCAGGCACAGGAGGCCAAAAGGUACAUCCUGGAGAAGGUGCAGAGCACGGUGAAUGACAUUGUGAUGACGCUGAAGAGUGAGUGCCACAGUGGAUCACUCGGUCCAUGUGGAUACUACACAGGGAGGAGAAACUGUCUACUGCAACUCCUUACUGGAGCCUCCAUCUCAUCAAUCCAAGGCAGCGGGUUUGACAGCCUGGUGAGGGAUCUUGUUUUUCACUGCAUGGUUAUCGCAAACUCUUCUCGUAGAGAGUUUCAGCAGAGAGUGGUGGGUCAUUGCCGUCUCAUCCUGCAGUUUUGGUCGGACAUACAGAAGAUUUUAAAGUCCUCGGAUGAUUCUGAGAAGAGUCUUGAGAAGUUUUGUUCUCUUUUAGCGCAGCAAAUACAAUCGCUGGACAAAUCUCUGCAGACUUCUCUUCUGUAUCAAGUCUUGGACACAUUCCUCAUAUCCUCUUCUACUCUUGAGGAGCUGUUGAGUGAGACGAAACAGAUCAUGGAUGCAGAUUCUUCUUCAAAUGUGGAUCUGAACUUUACUCAGCCCCUGGUUGAGGAUUUCAUAUCUUCAACCGACAGAAUAAUCGAAACUGGAAGUUUUGUCUCAUCCGUGGCUGUUGAUGCGAAGAGUUUGGAGAACGUGGAGAACUCACGAGUUUGUCUUUCGAGACUCAGAGAUCAAAUCGCGCCUCUCUCACUGGAGCUGGCAGAUAACUCGAUUCAGACUGUUCAGAAGCUUCACGGAGUGUGUCAAACAUGGGAAGAGGAGACGAGUCAGCUCCAGGAUGCUCUCAGCGAUGUUCUCGAUGUGAGGGAGUUCACCAGCGCUGCUAUUAAUGAGAUGGUGAAUGAUAGACGUGGAUGUGAUGCCGCCUACAGGGAGCAGAGCUAUAAACCGUUUCACGAACACGCCGUGAAUCUUCUCUGCCACAUGAAGAUGGUGAUUCAAUCGGUGAGGAGGCACCUGGAGAAGAGUGAUGAUCCAAUCUACAGGAAUGGCCUCCUGGUCCUGCUAAAACAGGUCCAGUCAUCUCAAAACAAAGUGGGGGAAUCAGCCAGAGACAUGCUUUUAGGCUCCAGUCUGAACGUAGAGGUGUAUACCUCUUUCUCAGAUCGUGUCUCCACUGCUGUUCAGCAUUUCAAAGUGCUCAGAAAAGGUCUGGAUGGACAACAGCAUCCACAUCUCCUGAGUCCCUUGAGAGAAGGGGCAAGACAGCCUGAGAUCCCACUGCCCCGUUCCCCCGCCAAAAACAACGACGUACUAAAUCUGCCUCACGUGAGAAGAAGCUCUGAUUCUCCUGUUUUGGAUGUUAUAGAAAGGGAUUCCCAAGCCGAACACGAGGAAGAUCUAUCAGACGAGGAAACCAUAGAGGCAGAACUGUCUCGUAAAUAUGACAGAGAUGAGUUAAAGGUCCCAGCUGUCUCUGCAGAUUCAAAGCUGAUCCACAAGGCUCGUGAGUUUGACCUUCUGCCCCUCUUGUAUGAGGUUGUGACUGUGACUAAAGGGAAAGAUGUGACAGCGCUCAACCAGGCCUGCACCGGAGUCCUGGAGCUGUCAAACUGUUACGCUCAGGCUGCAAAGGAAGCCUCGCUCAUUGUCGACGCAGUUGACCGUCAAACUUUGGAGAGUUUCAGAGCCGAGCUGGUGUCACUGACGCCACUUCUUGUCCAGACGGCUCAGGAGACGGCGAUGAGCUCAGCGAUGAGCACAGAGAGUAUCUACAAACACAGCACCAUGUUUUCUGAUCUGAUUAACAACACCAGGAAGGUUUUACUCCCGGUCGCAGGAAACUGGUAUCACGCAGUGUUCAAUGAGCUGCAAGGAAAUCUUCCAACAAACGCAGCCGCUAUUUCACAGCAGCUCAAUGAAGUGAUGGCCUUAUGUGCUGAUGUGGUCCAGCUCUUAACGUCAUCUGAUUUAACCUCUCAAAGUGACAGUCAGGAAACAUUCAGCGUUUUGCACAACAAGCUGAACAAAGCCCAGAACAACACAAGGUACCUGGUAAAGUUUUCCACCUCCAUGGACGGACAGCCGGAUCAACUCGAGGGGCUUUGUCUCCUCUGGGGUCUGUCCAUCCAGAUCCUGCUCAACUCUCUGGAUAAGAUUUUACGAACGACAACCGCAAUGAGCCAGUUUGGCCCCCAGAAGCAGCUUUCGGUGCUGUCCGAGAACUCUUUACGAAUCCAAGAGGCGGCGAGGCUCACCAGCCUGAAUUGCAGAAGUGCGUUUAAAUCCAAACAACUAACCGAAAACCAGGAUGAGUUAAAAACGCUAACUGAAGCUUACCUUAAAGCUGCUGAGGAGCUCGACGUGAUGCCAAAUGUGAUGCAACUUGCAAAAUCAGAAUUAUUACAAAGACACCUGUUGAUCAAAAUUAGAGUGCUUUCUGGUCAUUUAAGCAAAGCGAACAAGGAUUACGACUCUGUGCUUCAAAGUGUCGCUAGCAUCGCUUAUUUUGCCGUUGAACACUUCAGGGAGAACAACACAGAGGACACAGAGCAGAAGUUUGAAAAAGCAGCUCAAACUCUUUUUGAUAACAUCAAACUUGCCACCAAAAGAGUCGAGGACUGCUUGAACUACGUCCGCGACCCACAUGCCCGCUCCAAUCUGAGGUCCAUCAAUGACCACCUGUCUUUCCAGAUCUCAGACAUCAUCAGCAGGGCCAGGCUCAUGGUAGAGACUCACUACAUAUGUGACACACUCAGUCUGGAUGUACAGAUACAAUGCUGGUCCGCUAAAGCUCAUUACGUAGCAGAAGAGAUCAGGAAGCACGAUGGGAUUCACCAAGAGGCUAAAGACCAGAUCAGGGCUGGUUUACAGGGCAGAGCGCCGGAGGAAAUCAAAGACGGGGCGGCUAAAGUCAGAGAGGUGGAAUUUCCCUCAGAUGUGAUGAUGAGUUUCUCUCAGAAAGACAUCACACGAAGUGUAGAUGCUGCAGAGCUGAGUGUAAACAUGGUGGUUGGGGUCAGAAGUGCUCCUGAAAAAGAUGAAGACAAGUGGAUGGUAUGUAAAUCUCUUAAAGCUCAAUUAUAUUUGCUUUAAAUUAUUUGCAAACUUCAUAUCUUGCACAGCGUACCAACUAUUCUAGAAUUAGGCUUAUUUGAGCAGCAAGCAUAGGGAUUAACAUUUCUUCUUUAUCUUGCAGGAUUGUACGUACAAAGAAGCUCCUUCACUCUCCUACACUUCCCUUUUUCUGAAGCAAGAAAGCGAUAACUGGGAUCCCAAGGACAACCGAAUAGUCCAGGUGACCCGAGAGAUGGCUGACACCAUCUGCUACAUGACUCAGUACCUGAAGAAUAAAGGUCCAAUACCGGUAAGGUCCACUAGAGGGCACUUAAUGACUGUGUAUAGAUAUUUUCAGGCAGUUAAAUCCACAAUUGUACCUUUUAUUUUGCAGAAUAAAGAGGCUUUUGUCACCGCAGCCAAAGAUGUGAUCUCAAACUGUCAGUCUGUAACUCAGUUCAUCAGAGUCAUUGCCAACCACUGCCUGGAUAAACAGUGUACAGUUGAACUCUCUCUCAUAGUCGAGCAGAUUCUUACCAUCACCAACCAGCUCAACAUCAUCUCCAGGUCAGAGGAGUUUAUUCAGAAUAUUUUUGCAGGAAUUUAUCGAUUAUAAAAGUCAGUUAAUGAAAGUUUAUUUCCUUCUUUACUCAGUGUCAAUGCUGUAACGCCAGGAUGCAAAUCUUCAGAUGAGAUCCUGGUGAAGAACUCACAAAAUCUACUCCAGACAGUCCUCCGUGGGGUCCAUGCUGCAGAGACAGCCUGUAUUACAGUAAAUUUUACAUCUUUAAUCAAUUUGAUUUUCUAAUUUAUUUGGAAAUUGUUUGAUUUUUUUAAGUAUGCAAAUACAGUUAAGUAGACAUAAAUACAGGCUCUGUUUUUUUUGUUUUUUUUUGUCAUUUGUCAUAUAAUCCUAUCAAAUUCCAUUCCUUUUUACAUUUGGCAUUGAGUGAUAAUAAAUCAGCUUCAUUAUAUAGACAAACCUUUAAAACACACUUUUCCUCAUGUAUAAAUUUACAUCAGUUAACUUAGUCAUGGAGGAUAAACCUGUUUAAAUAUGUCACAUUAAUAAAUACAUUUGUUUGUCAAAAUAAAAGUAUUAGUUUACUUUGUAUUACUUUGCCUGACAAAGUAUAAAUAUUAGAUUAAAAUGGUUAAAUUGUCAUAUAUUCACAUUUGUCAUCUAACAAAAUAUAAAGUUGUCCAUAUUUUUAAAAACAUUGUUAUUCACAGAUAAAUUGAGGUCAAAUGUAGAAAUAUUUUCAUUGAUUUUUUACUUUUUUUUAACUUUUACUUUUUUAAAAACUUUUAUUUACUAUUACUUAAUUUUGUUUAUUUAUUUUUUAAAAUUUGUUUUCUAUUUUCAAUUAUUUCGGCUUGUAAAAACAAAAAUAAAGCAAAAUCCCUAUCUCCUGGCUCAUGUUUUCCCUUCUUCUCGUUCCACACCAACAGUAAAAAUGACAAAAAUGCUCAUAAUAAUGGCAGCAAUGAUAAACAGAGUAAAUAUUUAAGUUUAAUAUUCAAGAGAAACACCUGCUGAACCCUAAGAGUGUUAAAGACGUUCUGAUUUAAUGUCCUAGUAGAAGUAAAGGAUGAAAACACAUCUACAGACUUGAGCUGUUCCAUAAUGUCAACAUCUUAAUAUUUCUGAGGUUAUACCAUAAGGUGAUCUUUGUGUAUUUUACACAUCUGAUGAUUGGUUUUGGGGAACUAUCUGCUUCUGUUUUGUGAUUCCAGGGUCUGAAGCAGCCCGAGCCAAACUCUGAUGGCGCCGAGGCUACAGCUUUGUGUUUCCAGUGGAGAAGGAAGCUGGAGAUCCAUCGAGCUCAGCAAACCUCCAACCCAGACACCGAUGACCUCGGUUUGAGGAAGACCUCAUCUCAUCCUGUUGCACCCAGUCUUGCUCCACCAGUUAGUUUGACCACAACGCCUUUAAAACACAAGUAACAAGGGCAGCAGAUCAGUUAUAACUGUAUAUUUUAGAGUGUAAUUAUUCACAGGGCCACAUGGAGGAGCCAGUGAGCAUCUCUGUGGACUGAUGUGUUUCCUCUGUGUUAAAUUAAUGCAAAAUAAAAUGAUACUCGACAAGUAAUUCUGAAACAAAAAACCUUAUAUUUUCUUUAUUUUUUCAGAUACUCAUAAUAAAAUCACUGAAAUGUGACGGGGCAAAUAUGUUGUUAAAAUGCCACACAGUUUUGUAACAACCAUGAUCACUAAACAGACAAAAAAAACCUCCAUUAGUCUUUAAAACACUCAAAAACAGACUGUACAGGUGAUACAAAACAGGCGUUUCAAAUUUAAUUUGUGAAAAAAAAAAAAGGAACAGGCAGAUAGCUUGGUUACGGCGAGACAAGGAUAAACACAGCUGUCAAAUAAUACAAGUUUGAUGCCGCUUUAACAAUAUUCAACCUUUGUAACACAUGUAACCACAAUUUACAAUUAAUUCAACAUAGAAAAUAGUCAUAAAGAUCAUAUAUGUAGCAUAUGUAACUGAGAUAAUACGGUAUACUUUUCUUUUUCUUUCUUGAUAUGCCUAAUGUACUAAAAAGACAUUUUUUUACUGGCUAUGUACAAGCAUGUCAGCGUGGAUGGCAACAUCAAAAAUCAAAGUAGAAUCAACAGUUUUAAUCUACUCCAAUAAUAUCCUCUAUAUGCCAAAUGAACAAAUCUGAGAAGCCAAUAUCUUAAAGGCAUUUAAACCACUUCAAGAAGGAACAGAAAAUGAACCAAAAAAAUAAAAAAAUAUGUGACUUUCAGGUGCAGUGUAUAGAAAAACUGCACGGUUAGGCUUCUAUUACAAAACUUAAACCCAAAUCAGGGUGUGUGAUAAAAACAAAACAAAAAAAAACAUUGUUUAGAAACUCAAAAAUCCAGCGUUAACAUAAAAAUCUCAAAAUAUAAAAGUGUCUUUGAAUAAAUAAGCGAAUACAAAAAUCCUCAAAGUCAACCCUCCUCCCCUCUCUCUCUCUCUCUCUCUCUCUUUCAGUGGAUGGCUGGUUUAUUUUACAGCGUGUAAUGCCUUUAAGUGAAGCAGGCGCUCAGUAAACACUGUAUUCAGUUCUUAGUGAAAACUUUACAUGAUUGUUCAAAACAUACAUGAAAAAAACCACAAUGAUAAAAAGACAUACACACUUUCAAAACACACGUGAUUGUUGACUAUACACUGUGUCUAUAGCAUCAUCUCUAUACUGGUGAGUGUGUAGUGCACCGAUAUGUGAUUUUAUACAGGGUCAGUAUUUACAGAAAUAAAUAAGUCAAUCAAAUCAAGCUCCAGGUGUUCACUGACAGAAAGGAGAAGCUGUGGGGUCAAAGGUCUUGAACACGUCUUUCAGAGUCCUGUCAUCCGCCUCCUCCUCUGGAUCUCCCUGUUUUGGAUCUUCCUCCAUCGCCUCCCCCUUGUCCUCCUUCUCCUUCUUCUCCUCCUCCUGCUCCUUCUUCUCCUCCGCCUCCUCCUGGGCUCCCGCAGAGCCCUGACCUCCCUGUUUGGCCUGCCUGGGGUCGGUGUACUGGGGUCGUAUCAGUCCAGCCAACGCUUGGAUGGGGAGGUUAUGAACAGCGGGGGGUUUCACCGGUGAGGCCGGGAGCAGAGAAGGAGAAGUGGAGGGGCGAGGCUGAUCUGAGGGAGGGUCUGUGCUUUUGGCGUCUUCUAAAGAGUCACUUUUUUGGAGUGGCGAGAGAGACUGUGGUGGGUUGUUGUCCUUCUUCUCUGGGUGUUUGAGGAUCCCGGUCUUCUUCGGGGGGUCUGCCUGCUCCUUCUGAGCCUGCUCGCUCUGGUUACGAGGGUCAUACAGGCUGAUACCCCCGAGGAUGGUAGUAGGACUCUCCAGCCCCCCACCUGAGGAUGCCAGACGAGGGGCGUAUGGCGGCAGCUUCUCAGGCUCCGGCUUGACUCGUGCAGCAUGAGGCGAGGAGCCAGCACUCGCUUUCUGCAGUCUGGGGUCCACAACGCCUCCCCCUGUGCUUGGGUCUUUCUGACCUAUUAGCUUUGAGUCCAGACUCCCCGUACGUUUGAGUCUGGGGUCCAUGUUCUUUUGUUGACGUGGAUCUGCAGGUCUGUCCGAGGAUGCUCUGGACUCUAGAGAUCCAGAGGACAGUCGGCUCAUGCGCUCCUUCAAACGUGCAGCUGCCAGUCUGGGGUCAGUGGGUGGGGGGCUGGAGACAGGGGGGUGGUCAGGGAGGCUUGAUCGGUUCAUCUGAGCGUCUGCGAUCAGAGGAGGGAGAGGGAGAUUGAUGGAGUGCUCCUGUUUGGGGACCAAAGAAGGGAUGAGGUCCUCAGGAGCCCAGACUACGGUCUGAGCAAAGGCGGGCCGCUGCAGGAUGAUGUCCACACGGAUGUGACUGAACUGCUUCAGCUGACACCGAGGGUCCCGCAGCACCACACCAGGACCGGCAUCAAGAGGGAUGAGGACAGCUUUGUCCCUCAGCUCCCUCUCUCCCUCCUCAUCCUCGUCUCCUGCGGGGGGCUUCUGAGGAACAGGCUGGCGGUAUGAACUCGGCUCCAUCGGUCUCAUCUUCCUGGGGUCUCUGGACAGCCGAGGGUCUGCAGCUCCAUCAGACUCCUUUUUCAUAUCUAGAGGCCGCUGGCGAGGGUCUGACUUCACUCGGGGGUCGCUGGGAGGGCCUCUCUCCUUCACAAGCCGAGGGUCGCCUAAUCCUGGAGGCAGCUGAGGAGCCUGGGGGGGCUUGGACUGAGACUGGUGCAUCUCGCUCUGCUUCUUUAGGGAUUUCAGGAUGGAGGACACACAGUUUCCAUCUUCAUCAUCGCUCGAGUACCAGUUUGUGGUUUCAUCUGCAAAAGAGAUUUAAAUACGGUCAUUUAAAGUUCUGCUCAGACCCCGUCCUGAUAGCUGUGAGGGUUAAAUCUAGUAAAAAUGGCUCCAAACUCCUGAAACCUGAUCCUGCUUCGUCCUUCUGAGCACUCACCCCUGUUUGCAUUACUGUCAUCCUGUCCCUCUGCUCUCAGUGUCUCAGUCCCCUGUGGGUUUGACUCUUGCUGCUGCUGCUGCUGCUGCUGCUGCUGUGUCAGGUGUAGAAAGAUGGCUUUCUGCACUGCUGGUGGUAAAGACUGCAGCUGGGACUCUGCACCGAUCUGCUGCUGGAGGUUCUGGAUGAAGGCUGCAGUCGGGUCUACUCCAUCGAAACACAAAACAGAAAGACUUCACUUGUAUAUUUUCAAAAGCUGAUUUUAAGAGAUGAACAUGAUUAUAACUGUGGCACUGACCCCCUUGUUGACCCAUGGCCUGGUUUUGGAGAAAGCUGCUGAAGACCUCCAUUGAGUUCUGGCCCAAUGAUGGAAAAGAGAAGAGACUUUGUAGCAUCUGAAGAUCUGGAGGAGGGAACGGAGGUCUCUGCAUGUUAGGCAUGAACGGAGGGGGAGGCUGCAUUGGAAACCCAUGAGGUGGGUGCUGUCCUGGAGGGCUCUGAGGCAUAGGGGGGCCUGUUGGGUGACCCAUAGGACCAGGUGACCCUGGUGGAGGAAUAGAAGCAGCAAAAGGGCCUGAAGGCAUGUUCCCUCCGCUCUGUGUUUCCUCUGAGCCUCCACCAAACUCCUCGGUGCCUUCACCCUGAUUCUGGAAGUUGGAUCCACUGAAAAGAAAUGAGCCUCAUUAGAUAAAGUCCAAACGUUCCUCACAGAGGGAUUCCAGCUGAUUAUUUUGGUUACCUCAGAGCGAUCUUUUGUGCCAAGUCUACAGUAGGUUGAACCUUGAUCUCAAACAGGGAGGGGAUCUUCUUUCCUGCUUGGCCAGAAGCUCCAUCAGUUGGACUGCUCUGACCAGGAGUCGGCAGCAAACCCACCCCAGGAGGAGGCUUUGGAAGUGGGGCGAUGCCCUGCUUCCUCAGAUCCUCCAGCUCUAACUCGUCCUCACGGGCGUUCUCCUCUUCAGUGUUGAUUAUCUGUAAAGAAGACAUUUUGGACCUUUUAUCAGAAUUUCAUCAAACAAAGAUCCUCAUCAUCAUCUUUUCUUUUUGUUUUUACCUUCUCAAGCAACUCUUUGGUCACGUCGUUCAGAGCUUCAUGGGAGAAUUUGCAGUUGUCUCCUUGGUAACAUUUGGCCCCAGUGUGAAAGAACUUGCACGGGUAUUCAUGUGCAAACACAGGUUAAGGAAAGCGAAUAAUAAACGAAUAAGGCAAAUUUGUGGCUAAAAAUGUGAUUAAGGGAAGGACAAACACUCAUGCUUAAAAAAAUGAAAAUACUAUUCUGGAAAAUAAUAAUUAAAUUCCGGGGUAAAUACGUCCCAAAUUGACCAACUUCAAAAUGUUCUUUAUAUAUGAAGGCCAUUCUAUCAAAUCAGUGUUUAAAAAUACAUUUGAAAAAUUAGUUCUACCUGUGUUUGACUACAACUACUCCUGAUAUUUCUGCACGCUCACCUAAAUGGGUUAACCUCCCACCUGGCCUUAAUAAUUGGAGUUCUGCAGGUUUGUGCACACGCAAGUUUAUUUUCCCCUCCCUUACUUCACUCAUUUAUAUCAACUCCUGUCCUGACUGUUAUGUGUUCUGUUGAUUUUAUAGUGGUGCUGGCUUUUUCACACAUUGUGAAACACAAAGAUGAGAGAAAAAUAAAAAAAAUAAAAUGUGAUUAAAAACUUUUCUUUCCACGUUCAAAAAGGAUAUUAUGCAUGUAAAUACAGUUAUCUCCUUUACUGCAGUAUCCCUGGAGAUAAAAUUUACACAGCUCCUUCUUCUUAUCUGGCACAACGAGCUCAUGUUCAAACUUGCACUGCUCCCCCUGUAGGAAGAAAAACCCAAACAUUUAUCAUCCUGUCAUCUUUGAAUGUCCAGCAUCAGCGUCCGCUCACAUUUUAACACAUUCAAAAUAAUAUUAGUGUCACUUCACCUUGAUGCAUCGGCCCUCAAGGAAAUACUUGCAGAUGUAUCUGCCGUUGUGUUCGACUGUGUGCUGAUUGAUAAACUCUUUGCUCAUGAUCGGCCGUUUCUUCUGAAAACCGGAGGAAUUUUUUCCUUCCUGUGACACAAAAUAAAAACAGAACUUGUUUUUAUGUUUUUAGUCUUUUAACCUCAGAUGAUACAAACAGUUGAGUCAUGCACAAAUAAGAGAGAGAACUUAAAAACUAACAAGAGAAACUUAACAGUAAAAACAAAGUGUGGUUAUAUCACUAUUACUAUCAGUAGUGGCCAAAUAAGUUUGAGAAUAUUGGUUUAUCAGAUCUCCUCAAAAAUCCAACACUGAGGUAGUCUUACAGGUGGUAUGUCAUCCAUGCCCAUGUCUCCUCCCCGACCUCGUCCCCGUCCUCCCCAGGGUUUCCCUUUCAGCUUCUUGUUCUUGUUGAGCAUCCCCCGUCCUCUCCCCGGUCCGCUCCCUCUUCCUCUUCCCCUCUGCCCGACUGAAAA
Xyrichtys novacula (pearly razorfish) is the source of this 13891-nucleotide messenger RNA. The record is from the annotation of a GenBank genome assembly. Lineage: Eukaryota; Metazoa; Chordata; Actinopteri; Labriformes; Labridae.